CUCACAAUAACCUGCAUCUAAACCUCCGAGGUGGUUUGAGUUUUAUGUUGCUGUCUUUGAGAUAAAGGGAAUUCUCUCUGUGUUAAACCUGAUAAGAUAAUGGAGGAAGAACUGAAUUACGUGACAGUGGCAUUCAAGACCGACGGUUUAUCUGCACAUGAGAAACCAAGCGACCUAGAAAUAAUCUAUGAUGAGAUGAUAUGGAAGGAGCCAGUGUUGGAUACAAAUCCUGCCAUACCAGUAGAAAAUAAAAAGAAAGCUCCACUGUGCACACUGCUUCAUCUGGUGGCAGCAGGUUUGGGGAUCAUCUGUGUCCUCUUGGUGUCGGUCGUCAUCACAUUCAGUAUCUACUUCAGCACGGCCAUGUCAGAGAUGCACAGAGAAAACAUCAACUUAACAGAACAGAAUCUGCAGCUGUGGACAGAAAUGACAAACUUAGAGAGCCAGACAGAGGAGCUGACCAGAGAGAGAGACGGACUCAACUGGACCGUCGGAGUCAUCAUGGGAUAUGAGAACUUCCCGGUGAAUACACACUGCCCACAGAAAGUGUGUAAACCUUGCCUGGAUGACUGGGUGCUGUUCCAGUCAAACUGUUACAUGUUUUCAACCUCUAAAUAUUAUUCCGAUUGGAGGUUUUGGGAGGGAAGCCGCGAUCAUUGCAGACAAAUGAAGGCAGAUCUGGUGGUGAUUGAAAGCCAAGAGGAACAGGAAUUCAUCAAUAACCACACUGAAGAAUACAAUAGCGAAAACCACGGCUAUUGGAUCGGCUUGAGCAAAGGGACACGUGGAAGUGGGUGGAUGGAAGCAACUUCACUGUGAUGUACUGGAAAACACAAGAACCCGGUUACAUUGUUUCUUGUGGUCUUAUUCAGCCACGAGCAGAUCCUCUGGCCAACUGGCACAAAGCAGGCUGCAACAUGAGGAACCGCUGGAUCUGUGAAACCAAAGCCUUGAUCAAACCAGAUUAGGAGUCAGCUGCAUUAUCAUUACAGCUUAUUUAACAUUAAAGAAAUAUAUCUGUCUACUGUGGAUGUUAAAACUGAUAAUGGUGUUUCCCCUGGUUUUUUUUUUUUUUUUUUUUACCAAAGGUGAAUGCACAUUGUUGUCUUUUUCUAAUUUAUUGCAAGUAUCCUUUUAUAUAAAUGAUGCAGAGGUCACCCUCACCUUUGAGUUGUAUAUGGCAGCCUUGAAUGUAUGUAUUUAUUAAAGAGAUAAGAAAGCCAACUGA
Messenger RNA from Anoplopoma fimbria (sablefish), 1228 nucleotides. Its product is annotated as C-type lectin domain family 12 member B-like. Gene Ontology annotation, cellular component: cell surface. Gene Ontology annotation, molecular function: pattern recognition receptor activity; (1->3)-beta-D-glucan binding. The record is from RefSeq and is a predicted model, not a curated record. Gene Ontology annotation, biological process: positive regulation of killing of cells of another organism; detection of molecule of fungal origin; positive regulation of wound healing. Lineage: Eukaryota; Metazoa; Chordata; Actinopteri; Perciformes; Anoplopomatidae. Bases 100 to 819 code for a protein of 239 amino acids. The transcript has 7 exons.